Lotus japonicus is the source of this 1120-nucleotide messenger RNA. RefSeq lists its product as uncharacterized. The coding region runs from base 80 to 880 and encodes 266 amino acids. The transcript is spliced from 3 exons. NCBI's taxonomy places the organism in Eukaryota, Viridiplantae, Streptophyta, Magnoliopsida, Fabales, Fabaceae. The record is from RefSeq and is a predicted model, not a curated record.
CAAAACUCUCUAGAAUUUCAGAAUUUGAACUAACUAUUACUCUGUUCUUUUCUUAAACCAGAAAAGAAAAGAAACAGAAAUGGGAAGUUUAGAGGAUGAUGAGUUGGGGCAAAUGGUACAAGACUUUAUAGAAUCUGAGUCAACAUCCCCUACAAGUUCCACUUCCUCAAAUUGCCAUGUUUUGCACCAUCAAACCAGAUAUUUUAUUCUGCAGGACACUCUCAGGUAUGAGACAGCAGGAGAAGCUAAGGUUAAGAAGAAUGUCUUGAAACAUAUGAGAGGCAGAAGACAGGGUUCUGAGAAAACAACAAGUCUGAGUAAAUGGCUUGUUAUGAGGAUGAAAAUGGAUGGCAUCAAUGUUUCUUUGUGCCACACAUCUUGGUCCACCUCAUUGGGAUGUCCUGCUGGUGAAUAUGAAUUUAUUGAAGUCAUAACUGAAGACAAGAAUCAUGCUGGUCUAGUGAGGCUCUUAGUAGAUAUAGACUUCAGGUCCCAAUUUGAGCUUGCAAGGCCUACACAGCACUAUAAAGAAUUGACAGACUCACUCCCAGUUAUCUUUGUGGGGACUGAGAACAAACUCUGCAAGAUAAUCUCUUUCCUUUGUUCUGCUGCCAAACAGUCCCUAAGAGAGAAGGGUCUCCAUGUGCCUCCAUGGAGAACCACUGCAUACAUGCAAUCAAAAUGGCUCUCUGGUCAAGUUGGUGAUGGCAGGGAGAACUAUGUUGGAGCAAAAGCUAGUGAAAUUGGUGUUGGAAGUGAUGAUGAUGAUGGUAUUGCCAAUUGGGUACCUCCAAUACUGAAGCCUAAACAAAGGGAUUUGGGUGGUGGAGGGUCUGGUUUGUCUAGCCAAUUAUCUAACAUGAGCAUAAAUUGUUGCUAGCCACCCAUUUGGAUUGGCUUCUCUCUCCUGAAUCAAUUUUGAAACCCAGAAGUUAAUCAGUGAUAGAAGAGUUUUCAAAUAAGCACCUACCCAAUUUUGGUCAUAUUUAUUUUGGAUUUUUUUUUAUUGUUGAGCUCCAUCAUGAGUGAUUGAUCAUCACAAAUAUUUUUGUAUUGCCAAUGUAUGCUUAGUGCAAUCAAAUAAUCAAUACCUAUUGUAGGUACUUAUUUAGAAUUUUAA